Colletotrichum phormii is the source of this 1099-nucleotide messenger RNA. Its product is annotated as short-chain dehydrogenase. The transcript is spliced from 2 exons. The record is from RefSeq and is a predicted model, not a curated record. Gene Ontology annotation, molecular function: oxidoreductase activity. NCBI's taxonomy places the organism in Eukaryota, Fungi, Ascomycota, Sordariomycetes, Glomerellales, Glomerellaceae. Bases 108 to 971 code for a protein of 287 amino acids.
ACUCUGAAUUAUAUACUCAGUAGCAGCUUAUCACCCCUCAAGUUGACUAGUUUCCAAACCACUUGAAUCAAUUGAAGAAGUCCAAAUUCACUCAAAUCAUCGCCAACAUGUCGGAUCGUGUAGCGCAAAUCGCAUCUCACCUCAACUACCCCAAGGGUAUGCUCGCCGGCCAAGUCGCCAUCAUCACCGGCAGCGGACAGGGUAUCGGCGCCGAAGCAGCGCGGCUCUUUGCCAAUGAGGGCGCAAAGGUUGUCGUUUCCGACAUUGACGGCAAAAAGGCACAACAAGUCGCAGACAGCAUCACCGCCGCAGGCGGCCAAGCCAUCAGCGUCCCCGGCGACAUGCUCUCAGCAGACUACAUCACCACCCUCGUCGCCAAAGCAGCAGAGUUCGGCGGCGGCAAGAUCCACCACAUUGUCAACAACGCCGGCUACACCUGGGACGGCGUCAUCCACAAGAUGACGGACAAGCAGUGGGACACCAUCAUCGCACUGCACUCCACCGCGCCCUUCCGUCUCGUCCGCGCCGCGGCGCCCUACUUCCGCGUCAAGGACGGCGAGAACCGCUGCAUCGUCAACAUCAGCUCUACCUCGGGCGUUCACGGCAACGCAGGCCAGGCGAAUUACGCCAUGGCCAAGGCCGGUGUUACGGGCUUGACCAAGACGAUUGCCAAGGAGUGGGGGCCUGCGUUUGGCGUGAGGGCGAAUACUGUGGCCUUUGGGUUCAUCAAGACGCGGUUGACGGAUGCCAAGGAGAAGGGUGCGUUUAUUACCGGGCCGGACGGCGAGAGGAUUGCGCUGGGGAUCCCGGGGGCGCAGAAGGGGCCCGAGGCGGAUGCACAUGCUGAUAUUCCCUUGCGGAGGCCUGGCUCGCCGACUGAGGCAGCUUCCGCGGUACUUGCUGUUGUCAGUCCGCUGUUCAGCUAUGUGAGCGGUCAGACGAUCAUGGUGACUGGUGGUCGAAACAUGUGAAGAGUUGCGUCUGGAGUGGAUGUAGUCAGUUAUCUCAGGGCGGAUGGAGGCCCCCUCACAUGACUGAACAAAACUGUAGAUUUCAUGCGAUUUGUUCAUAAUUAGGUAUCGGUACUUUGGAUUCCCGU